AAAAAAAAAAAAAAAACCUAAACGAACCCACUUCGGCUAUUCCUAGCCCAUUCGACUUCUCUCUCUCGUGUGUGUCUUCCUCCUACACACUUCCACAACCCCCAAAACACGACCAUGGCCUCCACCACUGCCGCCGCAGCUACCAAUCUCUCAUCUCUCUCACCACCCCUAGACAAACCGAAUUCUCUCUCGAAAACCUCAUCGUCCAAACCCAUCUCUCUUUUCCCCAAAACCCUCCCAAAAUCCUCCUCCGUCUUGUACACCCAUAAGUCCCGCUUCACGGCCUCCUCCAAAAACCCCAUCUCCGAUAUUAUCUCCAUGUACAAAACAAACCCAGAUGACAAUUCUGUGAUCUUUGAAGAUGACGAUAAGCCCAGAGAAGAGUGUGGCGUUGUGGGCAUCUAUGGUGACCCUGAAGCCUCUCGUCUCUGCUAUCUUGCCCUUCAUGCGCUUCAACACCGUGGCCAAGAAGGUGCCGGCAUCGUGGCCGUCCACGACAACGUUCUUCAAUCGAUUACUGGUGUUGGGUUAGUCUCUGAUGUCUUCACUGAGUCAAAACUCACUAAACUUUCCGGUAGUAUGGCCAUUGGGCAUGUGCGCUACUCAACUGCUGGCUCUUCCAUGCUCAAGAAUGUGCAGCCCUUCGUCGCCGGGUAUCGAUUUGGGUCAGUUGGGGUCGCCCACAAUGGUAAUUUGGUGAAUUAUCAAACACUUCGUGCUAAGCUUGAAGAUAGUGGGUCAAUUUUCAAUACUACCUCUGAUACAGAGGUGGUUCUCCACCUGAUCGCGAUAUCGAAAGCGAGACCAUUCCUCUUGAGGAUUGUUGAGGCUUGCGAGCAGCUUGAAGGAGCGUAUUCAAUGGUGUUCUUGACCGAAGAUAAGUUGGUUGCAGUGAGAGACCCAUUUGGGUUUAGGCCAUUGGUUAUGGGUAGAAGGAGCAAUGGGGCUGUUGUCUUUGCCUCUGAGACUUGUGCCUUGGACCUAAUUGAGGCUACAUAUGAGAGAGAAGUGUUGCCUGGUGAAGUUUUAGUGGUGGACAAAGAUGGGGUCCGAUCACAGUGUUUGAUGCCUCAUCCCGAGCCUAAAGCAUGUAUCUUUGAGCAUAUAUACUUUUCUUUGCCCAAUUCAGUGGUUUUUGGGAGAUCAGUGUAUGAAUCUAGGCAUGCUUUUGGGGAAAUCCUCGCCAUGGAGUCCCCGGUUGAUUGUGAUGUUGUGAUAGCUGUGCCGGAUUCUGGGGUUGUAGCUGCACUUGGUUAUGCUGCUAAAGCAGGUGUGCCCUUCCAGCAAGGGCUUAUAAGGUCACAUUAUGUUGGCAGGACCUUUAUUGAGCCAUCACAAAAGAUUAGGGACUUUGGAGUGAAGCUGAAGCUCUCUCCAGUGAGGGCGGUAUUGGAAGGGAAGAGGGUUGUGGUGGUGGAUGACUCCAUUGUUAGAGGAACAACAUCUUCGAAAAUUGUCAGGUUGAUCAAAGAGGCAGGGGCUAAGGAAGUCCAUAUGAGGAUUGCAAGCCCUCCAAUUAUUGGGUCUUGUUAUUAUGGAGUGGACACUCCCAGUGAUGAGGAGUUGAUAUCGAAUAAGAUGAGUGUGGAUGAGAUUAGGGAGUUUAUUGGAUCUGAUUCCCUUGCUUUUCUGCCAAUUGAUAGCUUGAAGAAGCUGUUGAGUGAUGAUUCUCCAAACUUUUGUUAUGCCUGCUUUACUGGGAAUUACCCGGUUCAGCCAAGUGGCAAAGUGAAAAGAGUUGGUGAUUUUUUGGAUGAUGGGUUGAUUGGAAGUAUACAGAAUAUUGAUGGAGGUUGGAUUCAGGGAACCAAAAAUCAGAAAGGGGAGGAGGGGAGAGUCCAACAACAGGAAGAGGAGGAUAGGGUUUCAGUGUAGUUGUGAUUUUUGUGCUGGAUUUAUUACUGGCAAUGCUUGCCAGUUUACAGCCCAGGGGAUUCAGAGUACAAGCAAGGGAUGAGUAAUGUAAUGAAUCACUCUAUUACCGUUAUAUUAUGGUCAUUUUUGAACUCUAUUCCCACUUUAUCGUGAUAUGUAACAUAUUUCGUCAUUUUUUUGAAUGAAUUGUGGAAUAAAGUAACUGUUUUGCAAUUUGAAAUCGUGUUUACAAAUUACGCAUUAAACAAACAAUCUUGAAAACAUGUUUGAAAACACAAGGGAGUUAAACCACUCUUUCAUUUAGUCAAUUUGGUUUGUAAAUUAGUUAAAAACCAUGAGUGGGAACGAUGUUCGAAAUUGGCCAUUGGAUUGUGUCAAAAAACACCAACUAGUGUAUGUACUCAAUAAGAUUCCGUUAGUUUUUCUUGACAGUAGAAUAUGAGUGUUAAAGCUUCUUUUACAAUUUUGGUAUUUUCUGACUUUAUGC
Ilex paraguariensis (yerba mate) is the source of this 2362-nucleotide messenger RNA. The record is from the annotation of a GenBank genome assembly. Lineage: Eukaryota; Viridiplantae; Streptophyta; Magnoliopsida; Aquifoliales; Aquifoliaceae.